AUGAAAGCUAUGCAAAAUUCAUUGCUUAUUUUACUGGUCUUGAUGAUCAACGCCUCGCUUCUUAUUGCUCGACCAUGGCCCCAUUUUUAUCAGAGCGAUAUUGUCGAAGAAGCUGAGAAUUCCGAUGACAUCGAAACUCGAGAUUUAGUCAAACGAUUAGAACUUUCUCCCUGGGUACAUAAACGUAAUCCCGCACUAUGUGAUUAUCGUCUCCAACUUCGACCAUUACCACUCACAAAUGCUCUUUGUGCCUAUGGUCAAACAAAGGACAACAGUCAUCAUAUAAAUCCAUUCAAAUAUGGUUAA
Molecule: messenger RNA, 306 nt
Organism: Adineta ricciae
Lineage: Eukaryota; Metazoa; Rotifera; Eurotatoria; Adinetida; Adinetidae
Source: the annotation of a GenBank genome assembly